UCAAAAAACAGUCCGAAUUUUGAAUUUGUUCGAGGUGGGGACCUUGCUGCCGCCAUAUUGUGUUGGGCUGUGAGUGCUUGAAGUGAAUAAAUUAUCCUAAAUUGUAGUGUUAAUAAUUUGCGUUAAAAUACAUUUUGGAUUGAAGGAAUCGAAGGUAAACGAGCAUGGGUGCUAAGCAGAGCAAACGCUCGGUGGACAUCAGCGGCAAGGAGGCGGAGGGCGCGGGCGAGGUGGCCGCGGCGGGCGCCGGCGGCGAGGGGCGCCUCGAGUCCAUCGCCGAUGCCGACACGCUCAAGCCACAGCUCAACGGCGACGCACAGCACAUAGAGCCUCCGGAGGAGAUCACGGACAAAGAGAAACAGCUAGACAGCGGAACACCUGAAAACGAAAAAGACGCCACAACGGAAAAAGAGAUAAAAAACCAGGAAAAUGAAAAGGAAGCUACCCCAGUGACCAACGGCGACAGCGAACCGAAACCAGAGAGCGAGAAGGAGAAUGGAGAGGCCACGCCCGAGCAGGAAGGAAAGAAGCCCAAGAAAGAAAAGGUCAAGAAGAAAUGGUCGCUGAGGUCAAUCAGUUUCAGCAGGAAAGACAAGCCGAAGCAGGAGAAGAAACAGAAAGAUGAUGAACCCAAGACAAACGGAGAUGCCGAGAAACUCCCAGAGGAGGCGGCUGAAUCUGUUGCGGUUGAGUCUGUUGAGAAGACAGAAACAGAAAUCAAGAGCGAACCCGAAGCCAAGGACGACAAGACCCCCGAGACCCCAGUGACUGAACCCAUCACAAACGGCAGCAGCACCCCUGAAUCUCCUAAAUUGGAAUCUGUAGCGACGGAAGCCGCGGCGGCCGCGAGCCCCGCCGUGGACCGGCCCGAGGCGACGCCCGUCGCGGAACCAGAGCAGCUGCCCCUCAACGGACUAUCCUUACAAGAACCCAAAAAAGAGGUAGCCGAAGUUCCCGAGACCGUUGAAAGCAAACCCGAGGAACCCGUCGCAGAGCCCGAACCCGUUCCAGCUCCCGAAAUUCCUGUCAAAUCAGAGGUUUGUGUUGAAACAGUGCCUUUGGUAGAAUCCACGCCUCCGCCACUUCCCGCAAACCCCCCUCCCUCAUCCGUAGCGUCGUUCGCCGCGACCACCAUGGCACCAGAACUGACAGACGCCGCACUCGCUAACACUGCCACCGAGGACUCGGCACCCGCAAUCCCCAUCACAGAAACGAGCCCAGUUGUCACGGCUGAGCCUCAAAUAAGCGCACCCAAAGAUACUGUCGAACCCACCCUCCCCCCACCACCACAAACUUGCAAUAUCGACGAUCUGCCUGCCGAAGUAACCACAGACGAACCAAUUAGCAAACCCAAAGAGGAAGUAAUCGAAAGUCCUGUUGUUGUGCCUGAUGUAGAAAUUCCUCAACCUGAAGUGAAAGAACCAGAAGCCAUUGAUGAUGUACCAGCUGCUGAGAUGCCAGCUGUUCCGACUGAGGAAAUCCCAGCUGUUCCAUCAGAUGAAGUUAUAGCUGUUCCGUCAGAGGAAAUCGUAGUCGUCCCUGCAGAGGAAAUCUCAGCUGUACCAUCAGAGGAAAUCUCAACUGUUCCAUCAGUGGACAUCCCAGUUGUCCCUGAAUCUGAUGAAAAAAUCGAUGCGCCCAUUCCCGAACCAAUUAGCGAAGACAAAGUUCCAAUUGAACCCAUCUCCCAGGGACCCAUGGGAGACGUAGCUAUUGAACCUAUCGUAUCAGACGAAAAGACUGAAACCAUUGUCAAUAAUGACGCUGAAAUUAUUAGCUCUACUGUAGUCAAUUCAAAUCACAUAUCGUCCACUAUCGAAGCGAACGGCUUAAACGGAAGUAACGGAACUGAUGAUGAAAAAUUAAAUUACAACGAAACCGAACAGGAGAACCUAAAGAACAAAACCAAAGAUGCCAUCGAGAUCGCGCACGACAUCGAGUGCAACGGAAACAGCGAGGAGCCUUCGCUGAAGCAGAUGACGAAGGAGCUGAAAGUGCCCGUGUCUGAGAUCAUCGAGGAGGCCGUCAAGAUCGCGGAGGAGAAGGCGUCGUUGGACGGGUCGCUGCCCGCGUCGCCGCCGUCCGAGCUAGCGCCGCCGCCCGCCGACGACCUGUCACAGAAUGUAGACUCGGCGCAGGACGACGAGUCCUUCCCGCUGCCGCCCGAGUCGCCCGCCGCCUCGCCGCAGCCCCAGGAUGCUCUUCCCGUGCAUGACAAGAUUGCAGACCUGAUUCCCGAGGUUCCGGACCUUCCCACAGAGACGUUGCAAGAGACAGCGAGCGACGUGGCGGUGGUGAACUAGGCGCCGCCUCCACCAGCCCCCGGGACGUGUCCGAAAUAUGAGCCUUUAAUUUAUUUCCACUCUAGUUCUUGUGGUGUAAUAUCGAACUAAGUUCGACUUUAUUUUUAUGGCAAAGAUUUGAAUUUCAGUUUCAAACGUGACCUUUCAUAUACGACGAUAGUAUAAGUUUAGUGUGCUUCGCUUCUGUAAAGAUAAGAUUUUAUACAAUUUAUUUGCUAGGAAGGAGUUUUUAUAAUUAUAUACAAUAUCAAACGUUACGUAGGCAGUAUACGGUGCGAUAAGUUGGUGCCAUUAUUACAGGGGUAUUAGUUUGAAUAUACGCAGCUCUCUUCGAUGUUAGCUUUAUUUGGUUUGGCAACACACAUUCUGGAAUUUAUUCAUUAUUGUUACAAAAAGUUUCAGUCGAAUUGUUAAUUGUUUCAUAUUUAUUUAGUAUCAUACAAUUUCAACACAAUGAUGUAUAUUCUGUUUUCUUUUCAUUUAUACUUAUGCUAUGUCUUAAGAUCACACCCAUUGGCUAUUAAAUGUUUGUCGGGAAAAUAUAUAAAACAAAAUUAUGAGAUUACGUAUUCUCAAGUGUAGCAAGUAAAAUUUAUUCUACAUUUUUAGUGUAAUUACUGCGAUUCAGGAUAAGCUGCUAGAUAGACAAGAGCGAAUUAUUCAUUAAUUAAUUCGAUGUCUUGUGUAAUUCGACUAUAUUCAAUACGACGAAGUGCGUCGAAACUUGUAAUUUGGUAUUUAUGUAUAUAUGAACCACGCGUUUCCUUAAAAUCUUACUCUGUUAAUUUUGCGUCAAAUUGAAGUUAAAAUUCAUUGUAAAUUUAAAGGUCGGUAAAUGUAAUGAAUUUCUCGAUAUCUUGUUAGUUUAUAAUUUAAGUUUAUAAGCACGAUUAUAUUUUGCCUGUAAUAUCUUAAGUUGUAUAAAUUUAGCAAGCGUCUUUCACAUUUGAAAUUUACAAUAUUGAACAGUUUUUCGAAAUUACAUUGCAUACAGUCUACAAUAAUAAUGGAAUAACAUUCAUGCCAAAAUAUUUGGACACUUUUCAGCGGCCAAGUUUUUGAUAUUAUACAAUUUUUAUGCAUAUAUGUAAUCUUUAGAGUAGUUUUGGUGUAACAAGCUAGUAAAGGUUAGUAUUGUCCUACUACUAUACAUUUAUUGUGUCAUUUUCACCUCAUACAUACCUAUAUACAAUAGAUUUGAUACUAUUUUACAAUAUGUGACUAUGCGUCCACUAUAAUUAUUGAUUUCGUGAUCAUUUUGUAAUUUUAUACAAUUUUUGAGAAAAUUUUAAGUGAACUUCAGCAUGGUUGGGAGACUUACUCCAUGUAUAUUAGACUUAAAUGUGAGUGAGACAUUCCAUAUCCAGUUGUAACUAAUAUAAUAUUAAUGAUUGAUUACCUUCGGGUCAAUAUCUCCUAGCUUGAUACUAAUAUUAAUCUUAAAAAGUUACAAUCCCAGCCCAUGUAGGUAUCUUAUGUUCUAUAGUUUUUAUUAAAAAAAACACUAUAAUUUAGCAAUUAUGAAUAAAAAUAUUUAAAUUUGCAUUACGAUAACAUGGCCAUAAGGAAUUUUGAUAGUUCAAUAUGUAUGUUUCAAUAUACCAAUAUGAAAACAUGUUGAUGUGUGAAUGUCUCUGAUCAAUAAAUAAAUUUAAAAUUUAA
Messenger RNA from Plutella xylostella (diamondback moth), 3965 nucleotides. It is a transcript of the gene Akap200, whose product is annotated as A kinase anchor protein 200. Lineage: Eukaryota; Metazoa; Arthropoda; Insecta; Lepidoptera; Plutellidae. The record is from RefSeq and is a predicted model, not a curated record.